GUUGGCUGCCAGUCUCCCACGCCACAGCACCACGCAACCGCACUGCAUAUACCACCGCACAGCAGCAGCAGUGCGAGCGAGCAUCAUCGUCCUCCACCCCCAUAUGGGAUAGCCGUGUCCCUCUUCCUCCUCUGCCGCUGCCCCGCGCCUUUCCGGAUUAAUUGCCGCCCACAACGCCCAGCGCAUGCACACGCACGCACCCGGCAUAGUUUAGUGUAGGGUCGCCGUGCUCGCACAAGCAAGAAGGCGCGGCCAGCGGCCUGCUACUAGUAGCGCCUCUCGCCUCCGCGGCCAUGGCUGCACCCGCGCUGGCCAAGCGCCCCUGCAGCAACCCCUCCUCCUCCGCUUCCUGUCGCGAGGCCAAGCGGCUCCGCGCGGCGGCGCCGGCGCCCAUGGAGAGGCACGACGAGGCUGCCGCUGCUGCCGACGCGGCGACGACGACGUCGCAGUCGCAGUCGCAGCCGCUGCUCCCGGGGCUGCCCGACCACCUCGCGCAGCUCUGCCUCUCGACGCUCCCGCCGCGCCUGAUGCACGCUGUCUGCCGCCCGUGGCGCCGCCUCCUCUACGCGCCGUCGUUCCCGCCGUUCCUGUCCCUGUACGCACUGCUUGAGGACGCCGGCAACGGCGGGGCGUCCUUCGCUGCCUACGACCCGAUCGCCGCGCGGUGGGACUGUCUGCCGGCGCCGCCUAUGCCGUCGCCGCCCCCGACGCUCUGCCACCCGUCGUUCCUCUCCCGCCGGCUGCCGCUCCAGUCCGUGGCCGCGGCGGGGCAGCUCGUCCUCGUCGCGGGGUCCACGCAGUCGCUCCACCCGGCGCUGUGCCGCCCGCUCGUCUUCGACCCGGCCGCCGCGCCCGGGCCGCGAUGGCAGGUCGGCCCGCGGGUCCCGCUCGCCCCGCGCAGGUGGUGUGCGGCGGGCGCGGCGCGGGGGCGCGUGUUCGUCGCGGGCGGCGUGGGCGCCGGCUACGACCUCGCCGUCGCGCGCUCCGGGGCGACGUGGGACCCCGCCACGCCGUCCGCGCCGUGGGAGCCGCUCCCGCCGCUGCGGGACGGGCGGUUCAGCCGGGACGCGGCCGAGGCCGUGUGCUCGGGCGGGAAGGUCUGCAUGGUCAACCUACGCGGCAGCGGCGCCAAGGAGGGCGCGGUGUUCGACCUCGUGGCCGGGCGGUGGGAAGACAUGCCGCCCGGCAUGCUGGCCGGGUGGAAGGGCCCCGCCGCGGCGUCCCCGGACAGCGGCGACACGAUCUUCGUCGUGGACGAGGAGCGCGGCGCGCUCAACGCCUACGACUGGGGAUCCGACCGGUGGACGACGGUCGCGGAGGCGGGGCGGCUCAAGGGCGCGGCGGAGAUGGCCGCGGGCGGCGGAAGGGUGUGCGUAGUGGCCGACGGCGGCGCGAAGGUGGUGGUCGUGGACGUGACGCCCAAGGGGAGGAUGAGGGGCUCCACGACGCCGGCGCCGCCGCGCAUGUGGGAGGUGGAGGCGCCGGCCGGGCGGCGGGUGGUGUCGCUGCACGUGCUGCCCAGGAUGACGCGCCCCGAGUAGGCUUCCUCCCUCCUUUCCCGCCACUGUACAAAGUACAAACAAACUAGAAAAACAAAAGGCUCUCCCUUUGGUUCGUCUUCUCUUCUUGCUGCGGCGAAUCCGCAUCGGCACCGCCUUGUGCAGUACUCCUAUGUCGUAGUACAUGUUCAUUUUAGGAGUGGAUUUCGAGAUUUUGAUUUUCGAGGGGUAGACGCUAGAUUUCCAGUUUUUGAUUCUUGCGUUCUUCUGUACUGAUCCUCUGGUCCUCUCUGUCCAUAUAGCAAAAGCAGGAUUCGAGAUUUUUUUUCCGGUU
Messenger RNA from Triticum dicoccoides, 1833 nucleotides. Its product is annotated as F-box/kelch-repeat protein SKIP25-like. The record is from RefSeq and is a predicted model, not a curated record. Bases 294 to 1541 code for a protein of 415 amino acids. The transcript has a single exon. Lineage: Eukaryota; Viridiplantae; Streptophyta; Magnoliopsida; Poales; Poaceae. Gene Ontology annotation, molecular function: protein binding.